CCGCACCUGGCGGGACGGGUACGCUGCGCGGCGUUCGCGAGCGAGGACGUCCCUCCAACACUGGAGGCGCCGCGGCGAGGUGCGGGCCUUCGUCCGCUUGCGGGAGCUCUCCCGGCAGCGCAGGCUCGCGUCGGUCGCGGCGGCGCGCCUUCAGAACGCGCGCCGCGUCCGCGGUUUCAACUCGUGGGCCGCGGCGCGCUCGGACGCCGCCGCCCGCCGGGCCAAGAUGCGCAUUGCUGUUGGCGUGCUCGGCGGCUCGAAGCAAAGCGUGGCCUUCCGGUCGUGGGCGGCCGCGGCCUUGCGACGCUCUGCUGGCAAGGCAACCCUCCUCCGCGGCGUUGCGGCCUUCCGCCACCGCACGGCGAGGCGGGGCUGGAGCUCCUGGGCGACGCGGGCGGCUGAGCGGCGCCGACGGCACGCCAUCAUGUCCGAUGCGGCGGUCGCGCUCCAGGGCUCUAGGGCGCGCAAGGCGCUCCGCACGUGGACGGCGGCGGUGGCGUUGCCCGAUUGCAUGCCAAAGGCGGUGUUGCGGUGGCGGCAGGGGGCGCUCAGCAAGGCGUUUCGUGCGUGGGGGGAGCUGUGGGUGCGCGCCAGCCUCCGGCGGCGCGCGCUGGCGGGCUGGCGGCACGGCGGGCUUCGGCGCGCGCUCGUGAGCUGGAUGCAUUGGCUCGCCGAGCGGCUCGAGCGGCGCGCCCGCGUCGAGGCGCUCCUCUCACGCAUGGCCAAUCGGCCUCUGCUCAAGGCGUGGAACCGGUGGAUCACCACCGCCGGCGGCUGGCUAGUUGUGGACGCGGCAGCCCAGCGGGCUGGGAGGGUGGCACGGCUGCAGCUCGCGCGCGCCUUUGACACGUGGUACGCCAGCCACGCCAGUGUGGCCAUGAUGCGACGCGCGCUCGCUCACUUGGCGCACCGCGGCCUGCUGGUCGGUAUGACCGCGCUGUGGGACUACGCCCAGUCACAGGAGCUCGCCGCGCGCGCUUUGCUUGGCUGGCGCUCCAACGGCCUCCAGCGCGGGAUGAAUCAGUGGGUGGCCCACACCGAGCAGCGCCUCGGCAUGCUCGCCGGCAUGGCCGAGGCCGUCGGCACUUUCCGCAACACGUCCCUCUCGCGGGCGUGGAACUCGUGGGUCGAUGCGCCGCCGCCGCUUCCGGUGCAGUCUGCGAAGCGCAUGCUGCACCGAGCUCUGUCGAGGGCGAUUGUCACUUGGAUGUCAGCGACCACCCGCCGGAUCAUCAUGCUCAACGCCUUCGGCGGACUCUGCAAGCGCGAGCAGCGGCGCGCUCUCAACGCGUGGGCUUCCUUCGUCGCUGAGCGGCGCGAGGCGCUCGCGCUGACGGAGCGAGCGCUGUGCCGGAUGGCUUCGCCGCUGCUCAAGCCCUUCAACGCGUGGGCUGCGGGGCUUGCGCUUCUCGGCCCGCUGCGCGCUGGACUCGCGCGCUUGGCCCGCCAGAUGGAGGCCAAGGCGUUGGGGCAGUGGAGCGCGCACGCGAGCCGCCGCCGCGACCUGCGGCGGCGGGCGGCGUCGCUGGUUCGGUGCGACGACGCGCACGCGCUGCGCCGGUGGCGCGCUGUGGCGAGCGCGCGGUCUGCAAGGUUGCGCCGACUCGAGGGCAAAGCACGCGCGGUGCUUGCGGGGCCCCUCUCCAAGGCGGUCAACACUUGGCGGCCUUUGGGGCGGAGGUACGCGAUUGCGCACCGCGCGCUAUCGGCCAUGUGCUUGCGCAGGCUCGGCGCGGGCUGGCGAGGGUGGCACGCGGCGUGUACCGUGGCGCGGGAGCGGCGGCAGCGCGCGCAGGUGGCGCUACGCAAAAUGUCUCCCCGCGGCCGCGCGCAAUCUAAGGCGGUCAACGCGUGGAAGGCGUCGGCCGGGUUUCGCCGCAGGCAGCGCGCGAGCCUUGCACGGCUGCGGCGGCAGCGCGAGACGCAUGCGGUGCACCGCUGGCGUGCGGUGAGUUGCGAGGCGGCGGCGCGACGGGAGCAGCUCGCGGUGGCUCUGCACAAGCUCUCGCCCGAGGGGAGGGCCAAGCGGUCCGCACUCGACCAGCUGCGUGCGUGCGUGGCGCGUGCCGAGCUGAUGCGAGGCGCAGUCGUCCGCCUUGCCAACCGGCGGCUCUCUGCUGGAUUCGAGUCGUGGCAAGGCACUACCGAGCAGAGCGCACACAUUCGCGCCCAGCUCCGCGCAGUCCUGCUGCGGCGGCUUGCCACCUCCUUCGCGGCGUGGGUGGAGGCUCCGCCGCAUCCGGCUCACAAGGUGAUCGCGCGCCUCGCCAACAAGCCGUGCUCGAGGGCCUUCAACACGUGGCUCAGCAGGUACCAAGGGGCCGUGUACGCCCGCCGCUCGCUCCGCCAUUUUGCGACUUGCAACGGCGUCCGCGCCCUCCGCUCAUGGCGCGAGUUCGCAGAGGGGCGCAGCCUGGCCGCAGCCUCCCUCCGCCGGCUCCACCACGCCGGGCUCUUGCGAGGGUGGAAUGGGUGGGUCGCCUAUGCCGAGGAGCGCUUUGACACGCUGUGCGCCAUGCAGGAAGCCGCAGGCUCCUUCCGGCACCAAGGCCUCUCCAAGGCGUGGAACGCGUGGCUCGCCCGGCUACAGCGCGCGGCAGACUCGCCACAGCGGCGCGCGAUCGCCCUCUUCGCCAGCAAGGCGGCUGCGAGCGGCUGGCGCUCUUGGCAGGAGUUUGCCCGGAUGACGCAGCUCCAGCGGCGCACCGCCUCGGCGCUCACUGGUCGGCGCCAGCGCGCCGGGCUGAGCAGCUGGCUUGAGUGGCUGGCAGAGAGGGCGGCGCGGCGCGAGAGGUCUUGCGCCGUGAUGGGUCGCAUGCGUUCCCCGGCAUCGCGCGCCUUCAACAGCUGGGCGAGUGAGCACGCCUUCGCCGGCAGCGUGCGAGGUGCCUUGCGUCGCCUCCGCCAUCGCGACCUCUCCCGAGCUUUCGAGGCUUGGCAGGCACGCGCUGGCGAGCAGAGGGUCGCCCGCCGUGGUGCUGCGACAUUUCUACACGUCUCGUCGGCACGCGCUUUCCGCGCGCUCAAGGCGUGCGCGGCACGGCGGGCAGAGGACAGGGAGCUGACGCGCCGUGCGCUGCUCAAGACGACGCCGCUCGGUGCUGCGUUCGCGGCGUGGACGCGUCACCUCGCCGCCAGCCAGCCGCUGCGGCGGGCGGCGACGCACUUUUUCAAGGCGAGCCGCCGCGCCCGCCACCGUUCCCGCGAAUCCGCCGCGCCCCGCCACCGCUCCCACGCCACCGCUCCCACGGAUGCGCUCCCCUUCAAUCUCUCCAAAACGUUCGUUUUCCUCUCCCGCCCGCAGGUGUCGCUGGUCCGCGCGCUCAACUCUUGGGAGGCGUGCCGCACGCAGCGGCGACUCAUGCGCCGCGCCGCCGGUUCUCUCUUCCAAAAGGAGGCCGCCGCAGCGCUGCGCACGUGGGCUGCCUCCAUCGCCGAGGCAGCAGCACGCCGCGAGCGGGCGCGCGCAGCUUUGUGCCGUAUGACUCCAGCGGGCCGCGCCAAGGCACGAGGGAUUGCGCGUUGGUCCGCAGCGGUCGCAGAGCGGCGUCUCCUCCGGCGCGGCGGUGCCGCGUUCCUCCACGCCGGUUCGCUGCGCGCCCUUAACCUCUGGCGCGGCCGCACCGUCGAGGCUCAAGUGCAGCGCACGGCGCUCGCCCGCGCGCUCAACCGCCACCUCCGCUUUGCGCUUCGCCGGUGGCGCGCCGCGUCGCAAAAGGGGCCCGUCGUUUCGCCGGCCACGAGGGCGGCGCGCCGGAUGCAGCAGACGGUGGUGGCACGCGCGUUCGACACGUGGUUCUCCAACCUCGCCCCCGCGCGGUUGGCCAAGCGUUCGCUCGCGCAUUUCGCGCAGGCGGUCCUCACGAUGAGGCAGCAGUGCCUCUCCCGCGCGAUGCGCACUUGGGCGAGCUCCCCUGCGCGAGGAAGCUCCAAGAUUGAGGCGGCGCUCGCCGGAAUGGCGGCACCGGGUCUGCGCCGCGCGCUCAACGCGUGGGCCGACCACUCAGAGACGAGACGGUUGGCUCGUCGCAUCGCGGCGCGCGCGUUACACGCCGGCAAGGCGCGCGCGCUCAACAGUUGGCUCGACCAUUUGCGACGAUUGGAGCCGUUGCGGCGCGCGGCGGCGCACUUCACUGGCCAGGGGACCGUGCGCGCAUGGAACGCGUGGGAGAACCGCAUCGCCGAGUUGCGGUUGCAGCGUCGUGCCGCCGCCGCGAUGGUGGGCUCUGGCCUCUACCGCGGCUUCUCUGGCUGGCGCGCGCGCAUCGCCGAGCGGGCGGAGGAGGCGGAGUGGCUCCGUGGUGUCGCGGUGCGCCUCACGUCGCGGCUGGCGCACGGGUGGGCCGCGUGGCUCGAGCAUUGCGAGCAGUGCGGGAUGGCGCGCCGAGCGCUCGCCGGUUUCUCGCGCGGCGCCGAGCGGCGCGGGCUCAACUCGUGGCGAGGCUACGUUGACGAGCUUGCGGCGAGGCGGGAGCUGCUACGAGUCGCGGCCGUCCGCUUCUCCUCCAAGCUGGACGACGCUUGGGCGGCGUGGAUCGACUUUGUGAGUGAGCGCGAGCUGAUGCAGCGCGCGGCGGCGCCAAUGCGCGCGGUCGGCCUCAAGCGCGCCCUCAACUGCUGGGCGGCCACCGUCGAGGAGCGGCUCGAGCGGCUCGACAGGGUCGCCUCCUUCCGGCGUAAUGUCCUCGACGGGAUGCGCGCGGCGCUCGGGCGGUGGAAGGAGCACCAGGCCGCUCUGCGGCCGGGGCGGCGCGCGCUCGCGCACCUCUCCAACCGUCGCACGUCCCAGGCAUGGUGCUCGUGGUGUGCUUUGCUCGUCGAGUUGGCUCGCAAGGAGGCGGCGCUGCUGUGCAUGCUGAACGCCGCGCUGCGGCGCGGCUUCAGAUCGUGGCGCGCUUUCCACGCGCAGCGGCAGCUGAUGCGCCGCGCCGCUUCGGGAUUGCGGCACCACAGUUUGCGCCGCUGCUUCAGCCGGUGGGAGGGCUCCGCCGAGGCGCGUGCCGAGAAGGCUCGGAUCAUGCGCGGCAAGCUCUCGAUCGCGUUUGGGAUGCGGCGGCAAGAGGCACGCCCGCGCCCACGCCGCACUGCUCAGCACGCCCGCGCGCUCAACUCGUGGAAGCACGCGAUGUACGAGCGCCGGCGCAUGUUGCGCGGCCUCGCGUCCUUCUUGCACGCCGAGACGGCCCGCGCAUGGCGUUGCUGGCUCGCCGCGCGCGCGCACGCUUCUGAAGCGCGCCGCCGGAUGACUCGUGUCCUGCUAGUGCGGCAGCGCCGUGCAUUCAACAAGCUGCGCGCGUGCGGCUGGACGACCGGCAGAGUCGCGGCUUCGGUGGCGCAUUGGCAGCGCCAGGCCGAGGCUGCCGCCCUCCAGGGUUGGCGCGGUUACGCUGAUCGCAUUUGGAGGGUCCACGCGGCGGAGAGCGCCUUGAUGGCGGCGGCUGUCUCCGCGCUUCGCAACCGCGAGGCACGCGCCGCCUACAAUUCGUGGCUGUGGUGGCUCGAGGCGCGCAAGGCUUCGGCCGAGAAGAUGCGCGCCGCCAUCGCCGCAAUGGUUGGCGUCAAGAUGCGGGCGGCGCUCAACUCCUGGUGCGCGGAGAAGGAGCGCACCGCGCCACUGCGCCGCGGCGCCGCCCGCUGGGCGAACCGGCCCGCGGCGCGCUGCUUCAUCAAAAUGCGCGAGUUCGGGCGCGAGCGGCAGCGGCUGCGAUCCCAAGUCCACCGGAUGCGGCACCAGCAGCUCGUCGGCUGCUUGCGCAAGUGGCGCGCCGGCAGCGAUGGCCGCCGCAGGCGUGCGGGCUGCGUGCGCGCGAUUCAGAACCCGCCCGUGCGGCGCGCCGUGAACACGUGGGUGGCGAUGGCUGCGCGGCGCCAGCGGCUCAAGGCGAUCAUGGGCACGCUCGUCGACCCGUCCAAGCGCCGCUCGCUCAAUCGGUGGAAGGCCGUCACACGGUUCAGACUAAGGCCGGGCUCUCCGCCGCCGACGCCGCGGGCUCCGAUGCGGCUAAUUCAAGCGAUGACGUGGCGGCAGGCUUGCACUUGGCUGCAAUCGAUCGGGUGCGACGUCUCGCGUUCGCCGCCGACGCUCCUCCGCGCGCUCAAGGAGGGGCUCGUCUACCAGCAGCUCGUGCGGACAAUCUCGCCAUACUACUUUAUGCGGCACAAGGUUUCGACGUCGCACGAGCGCGGCGCGGGUUCCGUCUUUGUCAUGGUGCAGCAGUUUUUCGACACCGAGGCCGUCAUUGCGGUGGUUGGCUGCCAGAAGCUCGACAUCAAGGCGCUUACCGCUGGGAAGGCGCGCGAGCACCUCGAUCUUGUGCAGACUUUCCGCACCGUCCACAAGGCGCGGCGCAGCGAGGCGCACCACGGUGGGUGGUAGAGACUGAACUGAACUCUCCGGAGAUGUGUUCCCACCCCUCCCCCUGUCACGUCUCACGUGUCUCAGUUUGGUGUUUGUUUGGGGGGAGGGGGGGGAUUGAAAGGGGGAGAUGAAAUGCGCAGUC
Emiliania huxleyi CCMP1516 is the source of this 6500-nucleotide messenger RNA. RefSeq lists its product as hypothetical. NCBI's taxonomy places the organism in Eukaryota, Haptophyta, Isochrysidales, Noelaerhabdaceae. The transcript is spliced from 10 exons. The record is from RefSeq and is a predicted model, not a curated record. Bases 227 to 6376 code for a protein of 2049 amino acids.